CACACGACUGCCCCGGCGGCUGGCGCCGCCGAUCCUUGCCGGUGCAGCAAUGUCUGAAUCCGGAAGCUGCGACGAUGACACCAGCAGAGUUCGUACUCCAUCUGCCGCCCGUGCAACCAGAUCCGCAGGCGACCAGUACAGGCAAGACAAAACCCCCAAUCUCACCUCUCGUUGCUCAGUCAAGCAUGCGUUCGAGGUUAUUCAACGGUUCUCAGACUUCAAGAGGUGGUUAGUUAGUGAGAUAGGAUGGGCUGGCAUGUUAGAUGUACCAUUUCUGCAGAAGCUUAAUCUCAAAUUCAGCGCCUGGAUAAUGAGCCGUGUAGAUGUACACAACAGAUCCAUUGUAAUCACAGACAAGAAGAUACUUAAGUUCUGGCCCCAGGAUGUGUCCAAGGUUUUUGGUAUCCCACAUGGGCCCCGAAAUGUUAUUGGCAGGGAUGCUACCAUCAGGCCCGACGCCAUUGAGUUCAUCAAGACCACGCUAGGCAUGAACCAGGCAGGAGCCCAUAGUCUUAAAGCUGCAGAAAAUUUCCUUAUCAGGGAGAUCACAGAGGACUCUAGCAAGAUUGAGAAAGAUUGCUUUCAGAUUGCAUUUGUUAUCUUUGUCAUGGGCCACAUAUUGGCACCGUCAAGUAAAUACGAUUAUGCCACCAUUGAUUUCUGGGGAGCCCUUGCUAACACUGAGAACAUAGCCCAGUUCAACUGGGGCGAGUACAUCAUCCAGUCCCUACUUGACGCUGUGGACAAGUACAAGAGAGAUGUUAGGAACCAGGCACAAACCAUCAACCUGUUCGGGUGUCACCUUUGGCUGCAGGUAUUCCUUCUCGACAAUCUGGACCUCGGAAUUUUCAACAAGAGACACGACGACCUACCACGGAUUAAGGUAUUCGACCAAGACUGGCUGAGGAGAACUAUCACCAUGGCCAGCGACUUAGGGAAAGGACCAAAUUCUUACACUUCAGCGCCGAUGGCUGACCCACUCACCCUAAUGCUGAAAGAACACAACGCGAAGGCCUUCUCACAUCUGCACACCGCUAGGUCGAACAUACUCAACGACAUGUUCAAGUUCACGGACAAGUUGAUGGCACACCUAAGCCGGAGGUGUGUUUGCUGCCGAGCAAGGGGUUUCACCGACUGCCCCCUCGUACUAACCGAGGGUGAAUCCGCACCCCCAGCCGAUUCGCUGCGCACGCCAGUCAACCAAAAGUUUAGUGGAGUCAGGCUGGACCUUUCCGACGCGGAAGAUAGCACUACUAGAGGUUCCGCGGGAUCAUCGAAGCGACCUCCUAUCCCUCCUGAAUGUGUUGUCAGCACCAAGAAGAGUAAAGCCGGUUUCUCGCAACGGGACACCAUCAAGGAUCAAUGCCCGCUUAUUUACACCAAGACCGAAUCGCUCUACAACGCGGCCGACCAGGAUCCUCAACAAGCUGCUGUAUUCGGCCAGCUCAGCCAUGAACUACCUAAAAGGCGAUUCUGGUUUGUCCACGACACACCCCGCCUUGUAUGUGUUAGCGGGAAUGAUGUCCUCCAGCAGCUGGCUGGUGAACACACACUCGAGCAUGAGUUGUCAUGUGCAUUAAUCAGGAGGUACAAUCAGAUUGACUUCGAGUACAACGACGAUUGCCCUUACCUUAACUCGGAGUUUGUGUAA
Molecule: messenger RNA, 1651 nt
Organism: Lolium perenne
Lineage: Eukaryota; Viridiplantae; Streptophyta; Magnoliopsida; Poales; Poaceae
Source: RefSeq, a predicted model, not a curated record